This is a messenger RNA of Lingula anatina, 3812 nucleotides long. RefSeq lists its product as uncharacterized. Gene Ontology annotation, molecular function: phosphatidylinositol binding; protein binding; superoxide-generating NADPH oxidase activator activity. NCBI's taxonomy places the organism in Eukaryota, Metazoa, Brachiopoda, Lingulata, Lingulida, Lingulidae. The record is from RefSeq and is a predicted model, not a curated record. Gene Ontology annotation, cellular component: cytoplasm. Gene Ontology annotation, biological process: superoxide anion generation.
GUUUGAUUUUUCUUAAAGUAUGCCUAUCCAUGUUUAUAUUCACAGUGGAAUUUCAGAUCCAUGUUGUUUAGAAAUCUGAAUAUAAACCAGCAUCAUAGGUAUCAAAGUUUAUUAAUUAUAGAACAAAUUAUAUAUUCAAUUCAUUGGGUGCAUACAUAUUGUAGACAAUCUUAAAGUAAUGAUUUAAAAGAAGACACAUCUUCUGGACUCCAGUCUCAGAUUGGAACAUCUGAUGUUGAACUUGAUAAUUUUUGCACAUAUCUCCCUGAAGGUGGGCCCAGCUCAGGUCAUGCUCCUGCAUACCAGGUAGUGUGUCACAAUGGCAGUGUAUUUACCUGUAUCACUGUCCUACCACUACCAGUCUGAAAUGAAUUCAAAAGAGCAAAAAAAUAGAUUGAUGAAAGAGGUGGAUACGUUGUGUUUAUGUUUUACAAGUUAUAUGGUCAGAUGGAGAGAAGUAUCCAAUCUACAGAAAAUACAGCCAGUUCUUCGACUUGAGGGCUCAAAUGAAGGAAGAACAUGCUGAUGCAGACAUUCCAGAAUUACCGGGUAUAUCUCUGUUUUUACGAGGAGGCCUUUUUCAUGAUCAUGUCAUAGAGAAGAAAAGAAAGUCAAUAGAAGACUUUUGCCAGAAAAUUCUCCAGCUACCUCAAAACUUGGUGAAAAGUAGUGAAUUUAUUUCAUUCUUUGAACCAUGGAGUACAGAUUUGCCUCAGCCAGACACAAAAGUAUGCAAGGCAUCAGAAAGAACAUCUCAGUACUCACCAUCCAAAAGAAAUUCUGAUCAUGAAGACCACAAGGAGCGUGCCUCUCUCCCCCCUGUUUCAACUGAUUUUCACAGCCAUGUAAAUGACCGUCCAGUCACAGUUAUGUCCCCAUCAUCACAUGACCAAGGGGACACUCAACUGUACAAGGCAGUGAUGGUGUAUAACAAGAGGAAAGCAGGGGAAGUAAACCUCACAGAUGGAGAUGUGGUCACAGUCUUAGAAAAAUGUCCUUCAGGUUGGUGGUUUGUCCACUUGGAGAGAAGUGACCAGGAAGGCUGGGCUCCCGGAGCUUUCCUAGAACCACUCCAGGGCAAGGAAGAGGAACCUCAAGCAGAAGACAAACCAAUUGGGAGAUGUGUAACCCUGUGUGAUUAUAUUGGAGAUGGAGAAGAUGAAGUGUCUUACAAGAAAGGAGAGAUAGUGGAAGUGAUAGAAACCAGUAUGGAUGGAUGGUGGAAAGUCAGGAGGCGUGUGUUGCCUUCCUGUCCUCGUACAGGCAGGCAAUGUGGAACUGUUCAUGGUGAAGUGGGUGUCACUCCUGCCAUCUAUCUCCAAAACUUGGAUAAGGAAGAAAAACAAACAGAUAAGGAAAAAGCUAUUUACUCAUUGCUGAAAGAAAGUCACCACCAACACUCCAUUUAUGGUCGUCAGCCACCUCCAAGGCGGACAUCAUCUAAGUCAAUCCUAUCUCAGGCCAGUGUUUCAAGUAAAGAUAGUGAUUUGUAUGCCAUUCCUGACAAGUCAAAAAAGACAGACAUUAGUGUGAGUCAGAAUCCACCAGGUGACAGCAGCAGUCCAGAAAAGUCAAGCUCACAAGACAGUAUGAACAGAGACGCACUUAAUUACACCACCAUUAAUUUUGAUGAAAAGAAAAAUAGCAAAGAACAGGGGAAGUCAAAGCUAGUCAUCAUAGGAGAGCCAGGGGUAGCAUAUGCAGAAAUUAUUCCAAAAGCGUUACCUCCAAAAAAACAUGCAAAAGACAAAGGGCCAACUGUUAACUAUGAAAACCAAGAUAUCCAGCCAAAAGCCAGGACUCCCUCUCCAAUAGCAGUGACUUCUCCUCAACCUAUUUCCCAUGGAGCAGUGAAACAACAAAAGACAUCAGAACCAAAGGAUCCCAAAAAGCAGGUUUCUGACCACACCUAUAUGAACGUUGUGAAAGAUGCUGGGAAACAUAGCUAUGAGAAUAUUGAGGUAUCUUCAUUGAGACCAGAGGAAGAGCUAAGAAAGAAACUCUGCCAUGUAAGUAUAGACUAUACUCCAGAAAUGUCACAUCAGCAAGGAUUAGCAGUGAAAGCUGGAGAUACAGUGCAGGUUGAAAGACAGGAAUCUUCCUUCAGUUACUGCCUGUUACAAGACAAGGAAAAGGGAUGUAUAGUUGCAGAGGGAUGGUUGCCCUCUGAUAUACUUGACUGGAGAGAAGCAGGUGCUUCUCCUUUACCCACUACCCCAGUAUCCCCCAUUGUUCCUUCCAUCCGAGAGCCUGUAGGGUCACCACCAGUAAGGAAAGGGUUACUGGCUAGGGGAACAGGCAGCUCAGAUGACGAGAGAGACCUUAUACCCAAACCAGAACUUCUCGAGAAGAGAAGGUCUUCAGCCAACCCCCCUCCCAUGCCCCUCCACCCCUCCCCUAAACUAUUGUCUGUGGACCAACCACAAAUUGAAAAGUCUGAGCCUGCCUUUACUUACACCUCUCUAGUAGCCCUAGCUGACUAUGACAGCAGACAUGAAAGUGUCCUGUCUUUUCAUGCAGGCGACUAUGCUCUUCUGCUUGGCAAAGAUCCUAAAGGCUGGUGGCAUGUUAACUUGGGGGGGCUGGAUGGAUGGGUUCCUGGGGACUAUUGGAGAGAGGCUCCGCAAGCAGAAAAGACAACUUCACCAAAGCCAUCUCCCAGGUUGGCAAGGAAACAUAAACCAAAGUCUCCAGAGUUAAAAACCAAAGCAGGUAAAACAGCCAUGGAAUGGGAUUAUGGAAAAAUGAGUCGCCAUGAAAGUGAGUCCCUUCUUUUGAGGAAUGGCGAUGAUAGAGACUUUCUAGUCAGAGAGAGUAUGAACAGGGUUGGUGACUACACUAUCUCAGUGCGGUACAGUGAGAGGGUGCGCCACUUUCCAGUAGAGACCACAAGUGAUGGAAAAUACUACAUAGGAAAGCAUAACUUCAGUACCCUGACCAAAAUUGUAGACUACUAUCAGCAUCACCCAUUAUUUUUUGAUGACAAACAUGAAGCAAUAAGCUUGGGAAAGCCACUAAAAGUAACCAAGUCCUGAAUAGAAUUGUUAUACUGCUGUCAUGUAUAGUGCACUGUUGUAAUCAGGGUCUAUUACACUAUGUCUGCUGAAUAAAAUCUUGAUGGAUAUACAUGUUUAGGUGGGGAAUUCUGUAAAGUAAAGAAGAUGAGCUCAUCAGUAAUCAUUGAUCUGAUUGAGCUUUAAAACCAAGUUCUCUUGUUAUAUUGUAAUUAUAUAAAUUUCAUAAGGAUUGUGUCAUACUAAAAGCUCUAUAUUCCAUACAGGAUUUGGUGUUGGCAACAAAAAAGAAAUGCUGCACAAGAUGUAAAAAUAUUUUAAAAGAGUAAGUGUAUUUAUUUUAUUUGUAACCCAUUUUCAAUAACAUAUUCAUAGAAAGAUGGGCAUUGGGCUACAAAAAAGGCAGCAAUACUAAUAACAUGUUCACCAGUGGUCUUCCUAUGCAUACAGGUACCUUCAGAAAUUACAGCUGAAAGUAAUGCACACUCCUGUGAAAAAUAUUCAAUUUUUGCAUAUAUUUUACACUGGUACUACUUGCUGAAAAUUUAUAAUUUUUUACAAAACCAUCAGAUGUCGAUCUGCCAACAACAUAUAAAAGACCUCUUAGAGAGGGUGAAAGAUACCCAAAUUUAUAUUGUGACAGUCAUACUAUUGCAAUAUCUACACUUGUAAUGAUAAGAUAGACAAAGUGCAAUCCUAGAAGAAUAUUAUUUAAGCACCAAAUUAAUUUUUUUAUUUACAGAGAUAUGAUAUUGAACAAUUAUGAAAACUGCUAGUUGAAAUAAAGGCUGAAGAAUA